This is a messenger RNA of Leptopilina heterotoma, 2962 nucleotides long. RefSeq lists its product as uncharacterized. NCBI's taxonomy places the organism in Eukaryota, Metazoa, Arthropoda, Insecta, Hymenoptera, Figitidae. The record is from RefSeq and is a predicted model, not a curated record. Gene Ontology annotation, biological process: G protein-coupled receptor signaling pathway. Bases 899 to 2860 code for a protein of 653 amino acids. Gene Ontology annotation, cellular component: membrane. Gene Ontology annotation, molecular function: G protein-coupled receptor activity. The transcript has 9 exons.
UUUGACUCUUUUUUCAAUAUUCUUUUUCCCUUUUUGUAUUUAUUUUGAACGUUGUGAAUGAAUAAAUAAAUUUCUUCGACGAAAAAAAUCCGCAGACGGGAAGAAUCGAACCCCAGCUUUGCUGCUGCGAGACCAGUGGCGUUACCACUGAGCUAAUUGACUGUGUCUAUUUUUUUUCUAUACGCACUAUUUUUUUUACUCCUUUUAAAUACAAUUUACAAAUAAAUAAAUUAUUUCCACCAGUAAAAUAUUUUUCAAUUAUUCUUUAUUAUUCUUUAAUAUUUUUUUCACUAUUUUUUUUUUUUUUUUUUUAUUAAAAAACAGAAAAAAUAAUAUAAAAAUAGUAACUUUUUUUUCCUAUUAUUUUCUAAUUAAUAUGCAUUAGAAAUUAUGUGGAAAACGCGCCCGCGCGUUAAGAGGGGGUCGCGACGCGUCGGCGUUAACAAUGACAGCACGUGGCAUUGACUAUAUACAAAAAGUACAAGCCCGGUGUUUCAUGUUUAAGUCGCGAACAACCCUCUUCGACGAUGUUUGUCGUGUGUGCGCGUUUUAUUCUAACCACACAGUAGUCGAUAGCAUCAUUCUUUUUCAACUUUCUUUUUUUUGCUUCUUAAAUAUUAUAUUGAAAACUAUAAAUUGAAAAAAAAAUGUUUACCAAAUUUUUUCUCUAUCAACAAGACGAGCGGAAAACAUUGGAAUCAAAAGAUUUUUAUUUCCUGAAACGAUGGAUUUUCUGUUAGCAUUUGUCACUAAGGUGUCUUAUGACAUGGGAUCGGAGCCGAGAAUGAGAAUCACAUGAAUUAUGCAGAUAAAGAAAUAAUAACAAGAAAACAGAAAAUUAGUAUACAAAAGUGGCAGCUAAAAAAAUUAAUAUUCGCAAGAAAGGGGAGAAGGAGGAAUGGGCCCUUGGGCCUUUGGUGUACCAAUUGUCCUAGUAUCAUGUGUGGGCCUUCUUCUUAAUGCCUACAUUCUUCUUGUUGUUCUUGGACUCGGCAAGCAGAUUCACCAGCAGCAGACUGCAAACACUUUGCUGCUGGUACAUUUAGGAGCAGUGGAAGCGGCCGUUUGUCUCGUACUUUUAGUAUUUAGCACCGGUUCCUGGCCAUUUGCCGGCACUUGGUGCGUUCUACACGGUUUUCUCCUGGCCCUUCUCCAUCCCGUGGCCCUUUGGACCGUAACUGGUCUGAACUGUGAAAGGUAUUACGCUAUCGCGGCUCCACUCCACUAUGCCGCACUGGUCUCACCACGAAGAGUGAUAUUCGGAUUGGCAGCAUCAUGGACGGGAUCACUCCUACUUUGCCUACCGCCGAUAUCAGGUCUAGCUCCACCGUAUAAAUACAUUCCUGGUCUUGGAUGUUGUGCUCCCGACUUUGGCAAUGACAAUUGGGGUUCAUCGGCCGUUGUUUAUGGUGUAGCGUACGCUUUUUUAGGUCUCGCACUACCAGCAGUGCUCGUCACUGUCUGCAAUUUACGUGUACUUGGUAUUGCACGCUAUCAUCGUCAUCGUAUUGCGAGCGCAAUUUAUGAGGUUACGUUAAGUGCCCAAGUGACCAUCACGCAUCAGAGGAAUCCUUUUUUUAUUCCCUCGAUAACUUCGCCUAAUGCCGGAGGUGGACCACCACGAUUUCAUAGUGCUGCUAGUACGGUAAUGCAACUUGUUGGAUCUCUCUAUUUACUGUACUUUCCCUAUUGCGGUUUGAUCCUGUGGGAGGUGUGUUGUGCCAUUGGAGUUGGGGGCGUCGGAAGUCAACAACGUCUGCACGCGCAUCCUCGUUUCGCGUCCUUGGCCUCACUUCUUCUAGCCUGUUCACCACCCGUUAAUGGACUUCUCUAUGGUCUUAAAUCACGAACCCUACGACGUUCCGUGCAAAACUACUGGCGUAAAAAAGCCACUAAAUCCGAAUUACAGCAGGAAAUUCAGGCGCGAACGCCUAGUGCCACUGGUUCAAGGAGGCCUUCAGGAAAUGGACAGGCCUCCUUCUUCCCUUUUCCGCCUUUGCAACGACGCCUCAGCGAAGCAUUAUUAGUUCUCGGUUCCUGUAGAACGGGAAAUCCUUUUGAUGAUAGUAAUAUUCGAAAUCCAUUUCAUCGCAGUCGAUUACAAACGGCUGCUUCUUGUAAUACACUCAGAGUGCCAAAUGCCGAAUUAGUUGGAUCUGCAAAACCAGUGAGAACGAGUGCAAGUACAGCGAGUCUACAACUUGUCUCUCGCUACUGUAACGAUUUCGACGGUAGCGAGAGUAUUGAAAACGAUGGUGGGUGCUCUAUGAGCGAUACUCCAAAUCAAAGUCCUAGGAUUCUCAUAACUCGAGCUUGCAGCGAAGAGAGUCAGGACUACGAUAGUCCAUUGCUUAAGAAAACAUUAACAACAGCUGCUUCUGCACCGGUCUCGCAGAUUAGCGAAAAGCGUCGCUGGCGGCAGAGAAGCACGGGCAGCGACAGCAGCACAGGAAGUAGUGACGCAAGUGUCUGGACAACGGGGGUAAUGCAAAAACAAUCAAGGGGUAAAAAUGGAAUGGAAAAUUGGCCAAUUGGACGAAGAUUCGUUCGUGUGAAGACAUUGGAGGAGGGGGUGAUUUUUAUAGGCAAUCGACCACUUGAACGUAGUGAAAGUAGUGACAAUACGGAAAAUACAGCAACAACUACGACAUCAACACUUCCUAGAACAUUGCCAUUGGAAAAAGAAGAAUUUGGUACGAAGACGAAAAAAAUGGAUGAUGAUGAUGAUGACAAUUCACGGGAGGGGAGCGAGAGCGAUGCGAGUUGGAGUAGUACCGAAGAGGUUAAUGAAAAAAAGGCGAAUCUUGUAAUUUUAGAAGAAAACGUCGAUACUCAACAUGAGUCUAAAGUUCUAAACUAAUAUAGCUCGAAUUUUUAUUUUCAAGGAAAAUUUCUUUUUAAAUUACUUUUUUCUUUAAAAAUUAGAAAAUUUUUUUUUUUUUAAGUGAUUCAAAUUUCCUUU